This is a messenger RNA of Daktulosphaira vitifoliae (grape phylloxera), 930 nucleotides long. RefSeq lists its product as uncharacterized. The transcript has a single exon. Gene Ontology annotation, molecular function: protein dimerization activity. The record is from RefSeq and is a predicted model, not a curated record. NCBI's taxonomy places the organism in Eukaryota, Metazoa, Arthropoda, Insecta, Hemiptera, Phylloxeridae. The coding region runs from base 1 to 930 and encodes 309 amino acids.
AUGCGAGAUUCCCCCGACGAAAAUUUGAAUACCCGUUCUACUGCAAGCACAUUAAUUCCCCUAAUGUGCGAUCACACAUUCUUGUGUUUCUUGGAGUUAUGGAACUUGAUUUUGGCGCAAGUUGACUCUGUUCAAACUUAUUUACAAACCAAAGGAGUUACACUUGACAUGAGUUUGAAAAAAAUUGGAACUUUGCUACUUUUUCUGACUGAAGAGAGAAACGACAUCGUCAACAAAGCAAUCAACUUUGGAGUAGAAAAGUGUCAGGAACUGGGCAUCGAGAUGGGAAAUCAAAAAAGACGUAGAAGGAGAAAACUUUUACCGGGUGAGUCAGCAACGGACUCAAAUUUGACUGAGCUUGAAGAACUUCGCAGAUCAAUGUUCGAGUGCUUGGAUCGUUUUGUUGAGGAACUUCAAAAAAGAACCAGCGGAAUGAAGAAAAUUUUGGACACUUUUCAAGUGAUUCAAUCAAAGUUUCUUAUGAAUGCCCCGGACGAAGAAAUAUUACCAGCUGCACAGAAACUCAACCUUGUUUAUGACGAUUUUGACGGAGAACAAGUUUUCCUAGAGGUGAAAAGAUUACGUCGUCACAUUCGAGCGACUGAAACCAAAAUCGAAGCAGCCACUUCUUGGACGACAAAGGAAAUGCUUCAGUUUAUAACUACGUGGGACUUCAAUGAAUCUGUGCCAAAUCUUUGUCUCAUUUUGCAGUAUUUCCUUACGAUAUGUGUGUCAGUUGCUUCUUGUGAAAGAAGUUUUUCGAAAUUAAAAUUAAUCAAAAAUUACUUGAGGUCAACAAUGAGCGAACAAAGGUUAAACAGUCUUGCUAUUUUAUCGAUUGAAAAAAAAAGUGCAUCAACAUUGGAUUUCGAUGUAGUAAUCGACACAUUCGCUUCACUUAAAGCAAGAAAGCACAAUUUAAAAAUAUAA